Molecule: messenger RNA, 4426 nt
Organism: Harpegnathos saltator (Jerdon's jumping ant)
Lineage: Eukaryota; Metazoa; Arthropoda; Insecta; Hymenoptera; Formicidae
Gene: PIP4K
Product: phosphatidylinositol 5-phosphate 4-kinase
Exons: 10
Coding region: 945-2441 (498 amino acids)
Biological process (GO): phosphatidylinositol phosphate biosynthetic process
Cellular component (GO): plasma membrane
Molecular function (GO): 1-phosphatidylinositol-5-phosphate 4-kinase activity; 1-phosphatidylinositol-4-phosphate 5-kinase activity
Source: RefSeq, a predicted model, not a curated record
GUAACUUUUUCGUCCGAAAUCCAAGAAGCACGAACGUGAGAAACGCAGUUUCUCGAGCGGAGAGGAAAAACGUAUCCUUUCGUCCUUUUCGAGAAAGCCAACCAAUCUGAAAUUGAUCGUCACGUCGAAGCAACCAUACAAUCGAUCGCUCGGAUUCUCGUCAAUCUUGCCGAUCUUCGAUACGGUGAGAUUCGAUGGCGGCCAACGUCAGAUAAGAAUCCCAUCGCAACCUGCGAACCGAACUGUGUGCUUGGCCAAACUCUAUUUCUAAUUGUAUUCACCGAACAAUGGCGUUUGAAAAUUCACCUAGACAUUUGGUACCAAGAUUGAUUUAAAGAGGGAGAGAGAGAGAGAGAGAGACGACAACGUCAGAUAACCUCGAAUAGCGAAACGGCGCGAAAACAGAAGGAAUCGCCGCCGACGAUAAUCUGUGAAUUUUAAUGUGAUGAAUGGUGAAACAUCGAACUAAAUUGACGCCCGACGGUGCUUCAGGACGUCGACCCGACGACUCGUGCGACAUCCUCUGUCCCGAAUAGUUCCGCCAUUUUUAAAAGGAGCUCGAUCAGCCGUUCGCCGCGGCACGCGAUCGCAGUGACUACGUCGUUCUGUUGACGGGCGAGGGACGUGGGGGAGCAAAGGAAGAGGCAGUAAAGUGCGCGGCGAGGUAACGAGAAGUAGUUGGAGCGGCGGUGGUCGUUCAUCGCGAAUUCAGUGGCUACGUAGUGCCGAUCGUCGGCGAGUACGUAGGAGAGGAUCGUCCCUAGCGCACUCGAGCUCGGCCAGGGUGAAUGUCAUUGGGGUGAGAGGCGACAGACUGAGCCCGAGAGAGUGAAGAAGCACUCGUCGUCGUCGUCGUCGAGUUAUCUGCGACGGUGAUUUGCGCGGUUCCACCAGUUCCGAUCGCGGUGUAGCGAGUUGCCCCGCGCGCUCGCCGCAGCCAGAGGAUGUCGAGCGUGCCGCAAAUGUCGAGCAGCGGGCUCAGCAAGCUGAAAAAGAAACACUUUCGGGUGAAGCAUCAGAAGGUUAAGCUGUUCCGCGCGAACGAGCCGUUACUCAGCGUGUUUAUGUGGGGUGUUAAUCAUACGAUAAACGAACUUAGUCACGUUAACAUUCCAGUAAUGCUCUUGCCGGAUGAUUUUAGAGCUUACAGCAAGUUAAAAGUGGAUAAUCAUCUCUUCAACAAAGAGAACAUGCCAUCCCACUUUAAGAUCAAAGAAUAUUGUCCGUUAGUCUUUAGGAAUUUGCGAGAGAGGUUCGGCAUAGACGAUCUGGAUUACAAGGAGUCGAUGACGAGAUGUCGGGCGUUUAAUCCGUCGCGAGCGAAGCAACGCUCGGAUUUGGUGUCCGUCUGCGGAAGGACUCGUCAGUUGGUUCAGCGCUCCGCUACCACCCCGUCGAUCGCCCUUUCCUCUCCUUCUGUCUCCUCGCAAAUUCCGAUUCUAAACAAACCGCUGCGUACCUACGGUUUUAAGCCAAAACGCCUGAGAUCGCAGCCGGUGCUCGACGAUUCAUCUGGAAAGAGCGGCGCGAAGUUCUAUCAGUCCUACGACAAACUGUUCAUUAUCAAGACUCUCACGAGCGAGGAAGUGGAGAGAAUGCAUUCGUUCUUGAAGCAUUAUCACCCUUACAUUGUCGAGCGACACGGAAAGACACUGUUACCGCAGUAUCUAGGCAUGUAUCGAUUAACCGUCGACGGUGUUGAGCAUUACGUGGUCGCCAUAAGGAACGUAUUUUCAAAUCACUUAACUACACACAAGAAAUUUGACUUGAAAGGUUCGACGGUGGAUCGAGAAGCAUCCGACAAGGAGAAGGAGAAAGAUCUUCCUACUUAUAAAGAUAACGAUUUCGUCAAAGAGGGCAUGAAAAUCUAUAUUGGAGAAGAGGCCAAAGCUAAGCUAAUAGAAACCCUAACCGCCGACGUAGAAUUUCUGACGAGAUUACAUCUGAUGGACUACUCCUUGCUUCUUGGUCUACACGAUUGCGCACGCGCUGAGCAAGAGAGUAGAGAACGUGCGGAAAGAGAGGAGGACGAGGAUAAUCACGAAGAGGAGGAUGAUAGUGAGUCCGGCAGCGGACUGGAGUCCCGAGGCCCAGCGGGAGAUCGUCUGUGGGGUUGGGGCGGUGUCGGUGCAGUCACCAGCAUGGCAACGCCUCCCGAAUCGCCGCACGCUGCGUUGAUGCGUGACACCAGUUUACAAUACGAAGACGCGAUCAUACCCGAACUAGACAUAUACGCUAUUCCUAGUAAAGAAGGAGCUCCCACAAAGGAGAUCUACUUCUUGGCCAUAAUAGACGUGCUGACACAUUACGGUGUGCGUAAGCAGGCAGCGAAAGCGGCCAAGACAGUGAAGUACGGUGCUAAUGUCGACGGUAUAUCCACCUGUGAUCCAGAACAAUACGGCAAACGAUUCAUAGAGUUCAUGAGUAAAGCCAUAGAGUAAACGGGCUUCGAUCCGGACAUGGUGUGCGGAAAUUGAGCGAAUUUUACGACGAUAUUACCGCUUGUGUGUAUUGUCGGAGUGAAAUCGAGUUGGAAACAAAGGAAAAAGGAAAAAAAGAAGGAAAGAGCGCAACUUGCACUUGCAGAGUCUACGGGGAUGCACAAUCGUUUCGCUGUCUCCGAGGAUUCGGCGAUUAAACUUCGACACUGUCUGACGCUGGCACGGGUAUUCUUCCUAAAUAACACUUUCAUCAACACGCGAUCGGCUCUAGAAGUUGUACACCGAAGUCGCUUCUUUCACACGCCUCCUCUUGACAAUACGCGCGCGUCUUUCGCCGGUAUCUUUUUGGUCGAAGAUGGUUCAUUAUAUUUUCUGCACGAGCGACACAAGAGAUUUUCAUAUUCUCGAUAUUAUUAAUUGACUAAUUCCAACGUCGCCUCGUACAGUCUCGAUCGUCGUAUGUACGUCGUGCAGGGUAAUGAUCGCACGUCACAUAUGAUCAAUCUCUCUCUCUCUUUCUCAGGUGUGAACCGUAAAGUCCCUCUUUUACACGCUCCUCGAGAUUGAAUGUACAAUUGUGCAUGUAACAUAUACAUAUACACGAUGUCGCGACUGUGUAAGGCGAUUUGUACACCUCCUCUUUUCUCUGUCCUCCCGUCUUGGUUUUUUUUCUUUUUUACCCCGCUUACACAUGCACACAUUUUCGAAUGCAACGAUACUCGGCGACUUAUGAACCCAGCGAAAGUCACAAUCCCAUUGUAUCACACGCGAAUUACGAGCAGAACUGGCGAUACUAUCAGCGAAUUAGACGGAAUUCUAAACCGCGCACAAUGCUUCUUUUUUCUCUCUUUACCGAUAUAUCAGUAGCCGUAAUAUCUCGUGAAAAUAAGUCGAGACUAAAAACAGCGAUCGUUAUUCGGCAGAUCGACGAGCAAGAGUCAAAUGCGUACUGUAGGUUUCAGAAAAAAAAAAAAAAAAAAAAAAAACAGAUACUUAACUCGAUGUUACCGUUGCAAUAAAUUUCGAUCGAACAUGGGAUUUCGAUGGCCGCGAAAACAAAUGGCGUUUGUUGAGCGUAGAAUUUUUUAAUCUUAUGAUGUUUUAAUCGUAUGUUGCGAAACGUAAUACUGAAGACUCUACGAAUGUCUCCACUUGAUCAAUACAGUCACACGAAAGCGACUUUUCGCGCGCUGAGGGCAGUGUACGUGUUACAUAAUACACACAACAUACACAUAUUCACACACAAGCACAGACAAACACGCGACGUGUAUGUAAUACAAAAGCCACGAAUAAAUGUUACACUCUGUAGACGUCUGGACUGAUUCGGUUAUAUAUAACGUAUUACUAUGAAUCGAUGUGAUGUGCUUUGCGGACGACAAUUUGGUUACACUGCGCGAUAGGAAGAAAGUUCAGCUAAUUCUGUAGAGAAACGAUGCUCGGAGUUUCUGUGAAUGGUACUGGGCAGGAUACAUAUCUCUUUGAUAUUAAUUACACGUCCGCGCACGAACGGUUACUCAUCCGAUUUCUCGCUAUAGACACAACCGCGGUGUUCUUCUUUCUCUCAGAAAAGAAUGUUAACAGAAAAAAGAGAGAUAUAUACCGUUCUUCCUCCGAAAAAAGAAAAAGAAAAGAGAUACAACACAGGCACUCUGCAAAUCUCCUCUUGCACAAUGAUAUAUACAUAGAUAUUGUUUACCGAGGAUUUACUGCGUGAGGACGUAUCGUGUCUCUAGCUUAAUUUCACGUUAUCAGCGUGACGAGAACUACGAUUAGCAUGAGACGAGUUGGCGAGAGAGAGAGAGAGGGUUCUUCUAGCGACACGAAUGUCGGACGAUUUGUGUCGUAUGGAGGAAAAAUGAGAAUGCAGAGCGUUGCGUAAGACAAUAUCUUUAAAUAAUCUAAUAAUACACUUUUAUAAUUUGUUAGAGCCGAACAUAAUAUAAUAACUAAUUAUUCUAAUGAUUAAUAUAUUCAUCUAGUCUUGA